CUCUCAGUCUUCUCCUGUAAAUUCCUCAGAAGCAAAAUCUUCCUCAGUUUACUGAUCCAUGGAUUCCUACGAUUCUCUGCUACAGAAACUCCGGCUUCCACAGCCGUCGCUUCAACGAUUCGCCGUCACUUCAAUCUUCUGCAAGCUCCGAACUGCUCCGAAGCAUCUCAACUCCGAUUCCGGGCCGGGAAGGGAAGCGAUUUCCCAAUGCCUACUCCACUCCUCUCCCGCCGUCGUCGACCAAUCCGUUCGGGAGCUCUGCCGCUUCGUCAAGGAUUCGCAAAUGGACGUCUAUCGCGGCCUGAUGGAGCUCCAAGCUGCUCUUGAAGGAUCGGAAUCGCGGUUCGUUGACGUGUUCGUCAAGGGACUGGGAUUUCUAGUUCAGUUUGGAUUCCGGAAACACAAUGGUAAAUGGCAGUUUGGCUCGACGGAAACUCAUCCGUUUGUUAAGGUGUUGUCUUGUCGAGUUGAUGUCCAAGCCCAGCUCUUGCACCAAAUUCCGCUAUUUAUGGUACAGAAGAAGUCACUGGGAAUGGAGGCUGUUGGAGAAUUCUUAAGCCCAUUUGUGAACUAUUCCAUAUUAAGAACACAGUCUUCAGGCUUAUCAUCUUCAUCAUUUUCACGGAAUCUGAUAUCAUCAAUUAUGUCUGUUUGUUGCUCAUUUCCGCACGAGGCAAUGCCUCUAUUUGCUUUGUUAACCCGAAGCCUCAAGUUUGUCCCAUGCAAGACUCUAGAAGAUUUUUGGAACUUCAUACAUCUGGUGGAAUCUUUGGUGGAUACCUGUACUGUGGUUCUAAAACUCUUAGUCACCAAUGGAUCGCAUCUCAUAAUGGAGGCUCAACAACGCAGCAUAGAACUUCUAGAUACAAUUCUCUCCCUAUAUGCAUGUCUUGAUAGGCAUGUUUCUGGCUUUGAGCGCAUUAUUGAACUAUCAAAAUACUUGCUGUUGGUACAAAAGGACCUCGGGAUGCAAUAUGUACCUAAGCUAUCCUCAGCCUUCCCAUCGUUAUUUACAAUCCUCAUAAAAUCAGAGCUAGAGCAUGAGCAAUUGUUGAUUUUGAAACUUCUUCUCUCCCUCUUGCGGUGGAAAGCUGAACAUGAUGUUCCUAAUAGGACGAGGACACUUGUUCCGAGUGAAGAACUUUUAUUUGUCUUUCCUGCCAUCAGCCUCAUGUCAUCUCCUUCAAAAUCUAUUAAAGGAGCAGCAACUGAAUUGCUUUCCAUAUUAGAAAAGUUUUUGGUGACACUAUCAAUGACCACAAAGGAUGAAGUUGUAAAGGAGAGGGGGUUUCACUUUCCAUCGAUUAGCACACCUGGAUCUAUUGUUGUUAAGCUUUUGGAAAAGCUACGUUUCCAGGAACUUUCUUCACUAUCCAGUAGGUUCUUUUUGGGCCAGAGUAAUGGCAAAGAUGAUAAUGAUUUGCCCAGGAAGUGUUGGACACAUAAAUUAAGAGAGUACUCAUUAUGGAUUGUUGAUAGGCGGAAAUCACUCUUGCCCCUCUCUCAAUUUGAGGAAUUAUUUGUUUCAGAAAUGCCCUUCCUCGUAAGUGCAAUCACUGCCGUUAUGGUGGUACAUCAUUCAUUGGCGAGUGAUGCUGUACAGUUACUAGCUGCAAUCGGAAUUUUGGAUCCAAAAAUUGGAUUUCAAUUGUUGCUUCUAGUCCUCUUUUACAGUAAUAUAUUUUCAAGGAAAGAAGUUGAUCGCCAGGAUAUGGUGCUUAAACUUUUGGCAAUACUUCCAUGCCUUGCUUCUCAUAGUGAAAUGGUUCCAUUCAUAGUUGAAGCUAUUUCACCAAUGCUUCGCAAGGAUUCAAAACCAGUUUUAUAUGCUACAGCAACCCGAUUGCUCUGUCAAACCUGGGAAAUCAAUGAUCGUGUAUUUGGGAGUCUGCAAACAGUCCUAAUUCCCAAGGGAUUUUCUGACUUUGCUUCGGAGAGAGAGAUUUGUCUCAGUUUGGCUGCAUCAAUUCGAGAUGUUUGCAGAAAAGAUGCAGAUAGGGGUGUGGACCUUAUCUUGUCUGUUUCGGCAUGUAUUGAAAGCCCUGAUCCCAGGAUUCAAGCUCUUGGAUUUCAAGGCCUUGCACAUCUAUGUGAAGCUGAUGUAAUUGAUUUUUACACGGCAUGGGAAGUCAUUGCUGAAUAUCCACUGGACUAUUCUGCAAAUCCAAUUCUUGCAAAAAGUCUCUGCAAUCUUCUCAGGUGGGGUGCGAUUGAUGCUGAAGUCUAUCCGGAUGCUUCAAGUGACAUUAUAAGAAUUCUUUUUGCUGUUGGUACAUCGACUACUAGUUGUGAACACGAUUUACAGUGGACAAAGGCUAAGGCUUCUGCUUUUGAUGCCUUAGCACAGUAUGAGGUGCCCCUUCUCGAGAAUAUUUCUGAUUUCAAAGAAAGGUGCACGUCGCUUCUUUCUACCGAGACAGAUUUGAACAUCCUCAGUGCCAUAAAAGAUCUUCUGGUCAAGAUUAUAGCUUAUGAGCACAGUAACCGAAGACGACUGGUAAAGGAGAAGAGAGUUGCAGGAAGUAAGAUUGAGAAGCUACUAGAUGUCUUUCCUCGUCUUCUCUUUUCAUCAGGGAACAGAAGUAAUGUCAAGGAACUGCCUGCUGCUGCCCUACUAUGUCAUUCUUUUUCUUCUAGAAAAGGGAAUGAUCCAGCAAGAAGAACACCAGAUAAACAUGCCAGUUAUGAGAAUGCACUGUGUGAAAUUGCUGAAUCUCUUCAACUUUCAAGAAACAUUGUCAUGGCUGUCUUAGCCCUGGAAUCAUGGAAACCGUUUAUGGAACGCUGGUUGAAGUCUGAAAUUUUGUCCUUUGAUGUUAGAGAUACUGCAGUUAUGUCAGAUAAAACUUGUAAAGCUGCUAAUGACAUUUUGAAGAUUGUAAUACAUGCUGCUGAAGAAGCUUUGCCUAGAUCUGCUGAGAAUAUGGCCCUUGCUAUGGGUGCACUUUGUAUGGUCUUGCCUCAGUCUGCUCAUGCUGUGAAAUCAACUGCUUCCAAGUUUCUGUUAAAUUGGUUGUUCCAGUAUGAGCACGAGCAUCGUCAAUGGCCAUCUGCUAUAUCUCUUGGAAUAAUCUCCAGCUGCCUACAUGUCACUGAUCAUAAAUUGAAAUUUCAGAACAUCUCUGGACUUCUUGAGGUUUUGAGUGUUAGCAAAAGCAUCCUCGUUAAAGGAGCUUGCGGUCUUGGGUUAGGCUAUUCUAGUCAUGAUCUCCUUUCCAGGGUUGAAAUUGUUGAUAAAUCUAAGUUGGACAAAGAUAAGCAGACAACCAAGAUAGAGGAAGUAGAGUUACUUGGAGCUAUAGUUAGGGCGUUAUCUUUGAUGAUAUGUCAGUUCACAAAAUCUUCGAAAGAUAUGUUGGAAGAUCUCUCGGUGCUAUUUCCAGUGCAUUCUUUCGAUAUCAGUGUAGAUGCUCAGCUGUUGCAUGAGAAUGGUGACUUAGAAGAAGAAGUGUGGGGUGUUGCUGGACUAAUUCUUGGUCUGGCUAACACCAUUGUUGCAAUAUACAAAGCUGGAGAAUAUGAUGCUGUCCUGAAGAUUAAAAGCUUGAUUACCUCAUGGAUUCCUCAUGGAAAUUCUGUGCUUCAAUGCUCUGGUUCAUUUGAUGAAGAUGCUAGCAGAAGUUUGUCUGUUGGAUCCUGUCUCGCACUACCAACCAUAAUGAUGUUUUGUCAUAGAUUGGAGUUGAUUAAUGGCAAUGAACUUGACCAUCUAGUAAACACAUAUAAGGAGAUUAUAUCCGAAUUGUUAUCUGUUAAAAGAUCUAGUACAUCCCACCAGAAUUUGAUGAUGGCAUCAUGCAUAGGAGCAGGGAACCUUCUUGCUUGCAUUUUAAAUGAGGGGGUGCAUUCUAUUGAAGUUGGAUGUGUCAAGGAGUUGCUGGAGUUAUUUAGAAGGUGUUAUUCUAAUCCAUACAAUCCGAUGAUCCAUUUUGGCGGAAUGCUUGGAGUAGUUAAUUCAAUGGGGGUGGGCGUUGGAAGUUUGUUUAAUGUGCAUCCUACUACAACGUCAUCAGUGCAAGCUGAACAUGACCUAAUGGAAUCUUCUCAUCUUAUGGGUCCGCUACUUUCAAGUCACGUUUGUGAGCCACUGUUGACGUCAUUGAUGCAAGAGAUGUAUCUUGUUGCACAGAAUUCUGAUGACAACCAAUUGCAGCAAUAUGCAGCAUGGGCAGUUUCAUUCCUUAGACAUAAUAUUUGGUCAAAGCAAUUUUCAAAGCUUCAGAUCUUAAAUGAGACCAAUGUAGCUGGUUCCAGAUCUAUACCUCAAAAUUUCCAAAUGGAUGGUGUAGUUAUGAGACUAUGCAAUUUGCUAAUGCAAGUGAAUCUUUCACGGACAGUUGCAACUACACAUAUUGACACCGUAGUAACCACAUUACGGUGUCUCUCUCAAGCUCCCAGAUUGCCAACCUUGGACUGGGGAGCAAUUAUCAGGCGCUGCAUAAGAUAUGAGGAUCAAGUUUCUGAAUUGCCGCCACCAGGUUCUGCUCUUAGAAAGGGUAGUCUAAAGGAGGAAUGCUUGAAGUUCUCAUUAGCACAUGCAAACCAAUUCGACGAACUACUUAUUUUUCUUGAUGAGCUCUCCGACAUCUCGAGGUUCAGGAAACUUGUGCUUAAUCUGCAGUCAUGUCUGCUCAUUCACCUGGCAGAUCUCGUGAAAGUAUUCUCCAAUUCGAGGGUUGAGAAACUUCUUGAUGACAUGACAAGAUACUUGCCUUCUGUUUACUCGGAUCAACUCUAUAACAAUUAUGAGAAGCACUUAUUAAGCAUCUCAUGUUGGAAGGGCCUCUACCAAUGUCUUGAAGAGGCUUCUCUCGAUUCCUUAGAAUGCGUAUCUCAUAUUGAAAACUUGAUGGAGGCUCUUUUUACCAUGCUACCCACAUUGCCCUCCUGUACCAACACAGAAGUAGAUGAGGUACACUCCCCAAAAGAGUGGUUCGAGGCGAUACGAUGCCUAGGCAAGGCACGGCAGACAUGGUUGCUGAAGUUCCUUCAGAUUUCGCCCGAGGAUCUAGUAUCAAGAGAUGAAAAGUUUUUUGAAGUUCUAAAAAAGAUGAAAGCCAAAGCCAAGCUGAUCAGGAAUGGUUCUCUCCCACUGAGCGAGCUGGGAAAAAUGAAAACCCUGAUGCUGAACUUGAAAUCACAAGAUGUGUGGGAUGUACUAAUUGAGGUUGCAGCAGCUGUUCAACUUGCAGAGGGAAACGUCAAGAGGCAAUGGCUCGUUGAUGCAGUGGAAAUUAGCUGUGUGUCAGUUUAUCCUUCCACGGCACUGCAGUUUCUUGGUCUACUAUCAGGUGGCUUCUGCAAAUACAUGCCUUUACUGAUUCUGGACCCUCGUGCCGUGUUGGACGAUCUACCGGUUACCCUUAAUUCUCUUCUAUCCGUAUCUGGCUGGGGUUCCAUUGUAGAGCCCGUCGCUUCCCAUCUCCUUGCCUCGACUGAGCGCAUCUAUUACUCGGUCACCGACAGUCCAAAUGUGGAUGGUGCACAUAGCUCCCAAGCUAUUGAUGAAAGUGAAAUUGACAUAGGUGUCUCUCUGUUACAUGUGAUGCAUAAUACCUGUGUUUCUUUGAAGGACUUCUUGCCAUUGGAGAGGCAGAUUAGGCUUGCCAACAUGAACAUGAAAUUGUACGACGGAAGAACUUUUGUUUACUGAUACGUGAAAUGAGAAAUGUUUAUAAGUAUUUAUAGAAAAAGUAAAUAACUCACCACUAA
Momordica charantia (bitter melon) is the source of this 5712-nucleotide messenger RNA. RefSeq names its product ARM repeat superfamily protein (gene RST1). The record is from RefSeq and is a predicted model, not a curated record. Gene Ontology annotation, biological process: regulation of post-transcriptional gene silencing. Lineage: Eukaryota; Viridiplantae; Streptophyta; Magnoliopsida; Cucurbitales; Cucurbitaceae.